Messenger RNA from Trichoderma gamsii, 525 nucleotides. Its product is annotated as mitochondria fission 1 protein. Gene Ontology annotation, biological process: peroxisome fission; mitochondrial fission; autophagy of mitochondrion. Bases 1 to 525 code for a protein of 174 amino acids. The record is from RefSeq and is a predicted model, not a curated record. Lineage: Eukaryota; Fungi; Ascomycota; Sordariomycetes; Hypocreales; Hypocreaceae. Gene Ontology annotation, molecular function: protein binding. The transcript has 2 exons. Gene Ontology annotation, cellular component: peroxisomal membrane; mitochondrial outer membrane.
AUGACAGACGCCCUCGAUGCAGAGACCCCUCUGAACCCUUCAGAGCUCAGCGUCCUGCGCGCCCAGUUCGAGAAAGAAGGCGAAAUGGUCGGCGUCCAAACCAAAUUCAACUACGCCUGGGUUUGUCUCCCGAUCCCUCCUUCAUCUAUAAUCGCGCGCAUCCCUCCUUCUUACUUACUCUGUAUCAUCAAACAGGGCCUCGUCAAAUCAAACAACCGCAACGACCAACAGCUCGGCGUUCGCCUCCUCUCCGACAUCUUCCGCGUCUCCCCCGAGCGCCGCCGCGAAUGCCUCUACUACCUCGCCCUCGGCAACUACAAGCUCGGCAACUACGGCGAGGCCCGUCGCUACAACGACUUGCUCCUCGACAAGGAGCCCGCCAACCUCCAGGCCACCGACCUGCGCCAGCUCAUCGACGACAAGGUCGCCAAGGAGGGCCUCUUAGGCGUCGCCAUCAUUAGCGGCAUUGGCAUCGCUGCCGGCGUCGUCGGCGCUUUCUUGCUGCGGAACGCGAAACGGAGGUGA